Amyelois transitella is the source of this 1770-nucleotide messenger RNA. RefSeq lists its product as uncharacterized. Gene Ontology annotation, molecular function: protein binding. Lineage: Eukaryota; Metazoa; Arthropoda; Insecta; Lepidoptera; Pyralidae. The transcript has 4 exons. Bases 120 to 1478 code for a protein of 452 amino acids. The record is from RefSeq and is a predicted model, not a curated record.
AGCGGCGGCCCGCUGGCAUCCUCCGCCCGCAGUGACUUCCCCCCUGCGGCCGGCACCCGCCCUCAGGCGCAGGCGCAGGCGCAGUGGGCGCAGGCGGGGCCGGCGUGCGGCGCACUCGCAUGGCGUUGCUGUACCGCGCCACGCGGCUCAAGGACCGCGCCGACACCCACGUGUUCACGUUCGUGGUCACGCGCGCCAUCACCGUCGACCGUGAUGACGUCAACUCCAAGGACUUCUGCUGCGCGCACCAGCGGUGGGCGGUCGCCUUGGGUCGCUCCGGAGAUGCUUCGCUAGGUGUAUACCUAGUAUGGCGUGGCGUUUGCGAGGGCAUGCGCGUAUACGUCGAUUUCACCUUCACACUACUUAGCAAAGACCACUUCACCGCCAAUGAGAGCUUUUCGGGCAAGCAGGUCCGCUUCACCGCGGGCUGCGCAGCCCAUGGGCGCGUGCGCUGCGUCUCCUUCGCAGAGCUCAACAAGUUCACCGACGCCCGCGGCCAGUUCUUACUCGAGCUUAGCAUGUCCAAAGUGCGCACUCUAUACUCGUGCGAACUUCGGGCGCCCCGGCUUGACACGCCGCCCAUAGCCUUCGCCGGCUUUGACUGGUCGGUGUCGGCCAGCGGCGGCAACAAUAAGGAACCACUUUCUCUACGACUUGUCCGCCUAUCGGGCGAGGGCCAGAUGUGUCGCGUGCGAUUCGCGCUCGCUCUCGGAGAGGGCGAAAGACGCCUGCAUUCGGGACCUCUCGAAUGUAUAUGCGACGCGGACGGCCACACCCUGCCCUGGAUUCCUCGGGUGCCUUCGCGUCUGCUCAGCAAGGGAGUGCGGCUGACUGUGGAACUAGUUUGGGUGACGGCACUGGCCGAGUUGGCUAUCCCGGCGGGCGGCCGCGCUGUCACGUGCUACGACCGUGACAAGCAGGCCUGGGCGAUUCGCUGUGACAUGCAGUCGGAAUCUGUUCGUCUUCAUAUGCUCUAUAGAGACGUGCACAACGUGCCGCUCAAUCACUUACGAUACGUUAGCUGGUCAGCUUGGCUGUUGCGCGCGAACCCAGCCCCAGGGGAGCCGGAUUCCGAAGAGUUGCCUGGUUCGCCUUUCCGGCACUACUACGCGCAGGAGCUGACAGAUGAUGGACUCAUGAUGGAGACUUCUCUUUUAGUGGAAGAUAUUUCGCGGCCAGGGUGCCCUUUUCUACACCCCGGCAGUGAGCUUCGUGUCCGCCUGGAAUGGGGCGACACUUACUUACUCUUUCAAGCUAAUUACCAUGUCUAUGACGAUCUCUGUCGUCUGCAAGGACAUCAGAUGAGACGGGAGAUAGCCGCUUUGCAAGCAGAAAACUAUUCCCUGGAGAGGCAACUGUUCAGCUAUCAAAAGAGCCUGGCGUAUGCGCAGGCGCAGGCGGGGGAGCCCACCGCGGCCGACUCCGGGCGCCGUUCCCCCGCCGAACGAUCUCUCUCUACAGACACGGAAUAUGCGUGAGGAAGAUGGCUGCCAUACACAAUGCCACACCCCUCUUCUCUCUUUCGACUGACUCUGACAUUUUUGAGCGAUUUAUCUAUUUUUCUAGACGUUUUAUGGCGAGGUGCGCCUCGUCCGCACCGCUUCUCGCCGGUCGCCUGCACUCUCGCCGCUCGAUCUAUCGAUAGCCGAUUAUUAUACUUGACUACUUUUCUAUUUGUCUGUACAUAAAAUAUAUUUAGAUAUUAUAUAUAUUAUGUAUAUUUCUUAACUUGAAACUCGAGUUCAUAUACUAUAACAGUCGAUUUAUGAA